This is a messenger RNA of Cladocopium goreaui, 1232 nucleotides long. NCBI's taxonomy places the organism in Eukaryota, Dinophyceae, Suessiales, Symbiodiniaceae. The record is from the annotation of a GenBank genome assembly.
GUCGAUAGGAUUAGCGGUUCUCGGGCGAGGGGUUUGAUCUUGGUGCCGUGCUGGGGUCAGAGUCAAACCAUCCCAUUCCCAAAGUGGAUAAUUACUGUAGCUGAACAUUUAACUGUCAUACCAACUUCUUGGUUGAAACAUGUUGAAACCAAGAAAACUAGGGCUGUGCUUAGUGAAGACGUACAUUUCCAUGUUGAAGGAAACACUGUUGUGACUCCCCAGCGGAAUUUUCAUCGCCAGGCCGGGGUGCCUGUGUCGUCCAGGGCCAGCAUCGAGGUAGAAGGAAACACGAUGGAAGGCUCAGUUCAAGCCUUUGUGAUGGAGGUCCAGGGCUUCAUCGAAGACUACGCCAUGCCCCGCGACCUGGCACGAGCUCAGGACUUCGUGCCGCAGGAUGUGGCCGAAGCGUUGGCUUUACUGGAUAUGCGAGUCUUCAACAUGGAUCGACAUCCAGGAAACCUGCUGGUUCUGAAAGAGGAGAAGCCGCAUACGUUGGGCCCCAUCGACCAUGGCUGCUGUUUGCCGCCCUGGUGGUGCCUCAGCGAGGCGAUCUUUGAAGCCUGGCUCUCCUGGCCCCAGCUGAGGACUCAGCCUUCGGAGUCUGCCAUUGGGAUUGUGAAGCAAGCCUGGGAGAAGUUGCCCCAGACCUGCAAAAUGCUCAGAGAAACUGGGUUGGAGGAAAGUGCUGUGACCACCCUCAGGCUAUGCACCAGCCUGGUCUACAUUGGAGUGGUCGAGCUGGGCUGUAGCAUCAGCGAGAUCGCCACCUUGAUGCUGAGAGAUGAGGACAAGGAACCUCAGGAGCUCAGCUGGCUGGAAGAGCGCGUGAUGGCCGCGGCCGAGCGGGCGGGCGCCAAGUGCUCCUUACAGGUCACCAAACGAGGUGACCCGGAGAUGGCGGUGGAGAAUCCGGACGCCUUGCAGGUGGAUGUCUUCCUGAAAUCCCUGGCAGAAGUCUACCGACAGGACCUCACUGAGCGUUCGCCGGGACGCAACAAGAGGGAUUGAUCCCGCGGUCAGCUGGAGCUGGAAAGCACUGGGAAGGAGUAGUUUAUCAACGUGAAUUUCAUAGCCAAAAUCAUGGUGAUUUGUUUCGUUUCGAAUCUGCGAGCGCAACAUGUUUCCAUCCGUUCGCCACCUGGCCUGACCGGGAUGGCCUGAAAAACCGCAGCCUGCAGUUCGUGCAGAAAUGCUGUGGCUGGAGGGUUUUUUGGGUGUAACUUCAAAUGUCA